AUGGCGGACAAGGAGAAUGCCAAUCCGAUCAUUCACGCCCCUUCAGGUAGCACACAGCGUCGCAAGGAGGGCAAGAAGGACGGCGACUUGCUGGGUUCCCUUUCCCUCGGAGGUGGCAAUGAUUGGUGGCGGGAUCCUGCCGUGCACGAUACGAGCUCUGGCGGACUUGGCAGAGGCUUCGCAGAUGCUUCACAUGGGCUCGAAGAUGGACUGGAAGAAUCAGAUGCGUCUGGAGGUGCGGCACUGGCCGAGGAAAGACAGGGCAUCGACGCGCUCGAGGUCUUCGAUCUCAUACGCUCAGUGUCCGAUCCUGAACAUCCGCUGACGCUUGAGCAGCUCGCAGUGGUGCAAGCUCAGCAUAUCAAGGUGGAUGAGGGCGAUCCACAGACCGGUCGGUUGCCCACCGUUCUACUCGAAUUUACGCCAACCAUCCCCCAUUGCUCAAUGGCCACACUGAUCGGUCUUGCGCUGCGAGUUCGCUUGCUGCGUGCAUUACCUCCACGCUACAAGGUGGAUAUCCAAGUGCGGCCAGGCACGCACCAGAGUGAACGCGCAAUCAACAAGCAGCUCAACGACAAGGAGCGCGUAGCUGCUGCUUUGGAGAACAACAGUCUUCUUAGCGUUGUUGGCGACUGCCUCAGCACGGCGCGGAGGAGAGGUCUGGAUGAGGCGGAAGCUCUCAGGGAGGCUGAGAAGAGAGCGAGGGAGCUAGGCUUGGAUAUCGCUGUAUGCUAG
Ceraceosorus guamensis is the source of this 735-nucleotide messenger RNA. RefSeq lists its product as hypothetical. Gene Ontology annotation, biological process: iron-sulfur cluster assembly. The record is from RefSeq and is a predicted model, not a curated record. The coding region runs from base 1 to 735 and encodes 244 amino acids. NCBI's taxonomy places the organism in Eukaryota, Fungi, Basidiomycota, Exobasidiomycetes, Ceraceosorales, Ceraceosoraceae. The transcript is spliced from 3 exons.